AUGGCUGAAAGAUAUUUGAAAUAUCUUUCGAUAAAAUCAAUUAUUAUUAUUGCGUUUUUAAUUGAUAAAAUCUUGACUCUGUCUAUUUGUCCAACGGCUGUUUGGUCAUCGACUGGGAAGACAGUGGCUGGUUCAUCAACAGGUACAGCUGGCACCACAUUGAUAAGACUUGAUACUCCAGUUGCCGUUAUUGUCGACAACAACAGUAAUUUUUACGUGGCUGAUAGUGGAAAUUAUCGUGUGUUAUUAUUUCCGUCAAAUUCAACUAUAGGUAGAAUGAUAAUUAAUGGCAGCUCUGGUACUGGACUUAAUCAAUUUAUGGAGAUCGAUGAUAUAUAUAUAGAUGCCAAUGGUAACAUCUAUGUACUGGAUGGAACCUUGUCACGUGUAACAAAAUGGACACCAGGAUCUACGAGUGGCAUUAUUGUAGCUGGUGGUCCUUUCAUUGAUUACUUUGAUGGACAUAUGGACAUCAUGGGUGAAGUUGGCAGGAUGUUUAUUGAACCUCAGUCAUCGUUUAUCUGGAUUGCUGAUUCAGACAAUAAUAGAAUUGUCAAAUGGAUAAAUUCAUCUACAGCACUAACAGUUUGUGGUAGUUACGGUACAAACUCUGAUCAAUUUAAUUUUCCAGCAGCAUUAUUCGUUGAUACAGUUGCUGGAAAUACACUUUAUGUGGUAGAUUGUUGGAACCAAAGAAUACAAAUGUGGCUUCCAGGUGCAACUAGUGGACUAACGGUGGCUGGAAUAACAAGUUAUUAUGGUACUAGACUCGAUCAGCUGUGGAAUCCAAUAGCAAUAGUUGUCGAUAGUAAUCAGAAUAUGUUUAUUGUGGACUUUAGCAACUCGAGAAUUCUAAAAUGGAAAGUAGGUGCAAGUUUUGGUGUGAACAUUGCAGGCACUGAACCAAAUGGAGGAAUAUCAUCAAGUCAACUUAAUACUCCAGGUAGUAUUAGCUUCAGUUCGAAUGGAACACUAUACGUUGCUGAUACUUAUAAUAAUCGCAUACAAAGAUUUACUAUUUCUUGUCUGCCUAUUUCGACUUCAAAUUGUGCAAUAAUUACUUGGGCAUUUAAUGCAACAACAAUUGCUGGUUCACCUAUAGGCCUUACGGGUUUCACUGCAACAUUAUUAAAUAAUUCUGAAGACGCCUACAUUGGUAGCAAUGAUUCUAUUUAUGUUAUAGAUUGUGGUGCAUAUUGUCGUGUGCAAAUUUUUUAUCCUGGUAAUCGAGAAGGAGUAACAAUCAUUAACGGUACCUUUGGUACCGGUCUCAAUCAGUUCUAUAAUAUGGAUGGUAUAAGCGUGGAUCAGAGUGGUAAUGUCUAUAUACUUGAUGCCUUUAGCAAUCGUAUUACAAAAUGGGCCCCAGGAGCAUCGACGGGUAUACUUGUAGCCGGUGGAAACGGCCUGGGUAUUUCACUCAAGCAACUAAGUACUCCUUACGGUUUUUUCGUUGAACCAAAUACAUCCUAUAUUUGGAUAGCUGAUACAGAUAAUUGUCGAAUUGUGAAGUGGAUGAAUGCAUCAACUGGAGUACUUGUUGCGGGUGGUAGUUGUGGUACAAAAGCUAAUCAAUUUAAUUCUCCGAACGGAUUAUUCAUUGAUACAUCUGCUUCGAAUACACUUUAUGUAGCAGACACAAAUAAUAAUAGAAUCCAAAAAUUUCUUUAUGGAACAAGCAACGGAACAACAGUAGUCGGACAAUCACGUGUGGCUGGUAGUGCACUUAAUCAACUUAAUUCUCCAGUGGCUUUGGUUGUAGACACGAGUGGAUCAUUGUACAUUGCGGAUUAUGGAAAUAAUCGAAUCGUUUUAUGGUCAUUAGGAUCUACAUCGGGCAGAGUCAUUGCUGGUUCAGAUAAUUUUGGAGUAUUACCAUCUCAACUAUUUUUACCUUACACUAUCAGACUUGAUUCAACUGGAGCUCUUAUUGUCAUUGACACCGGUAACAGUCGUAUUCAAAGAUUUCCUGUUCUUUGCUCGCCGAAUAUAACGGCAUCAUCAGCAACAUCAAUUGCUACUACAUUUCAAAAUACGACAAUUGCUGUUUUACUUACUACUAAUAGUCUUACAGCAUCAGCAAUAUUAAACAACUCGACAACUAUACUAUCCGCUUUAACACCAAUCGCAGGUUCAAUCACAGGAUCAGCCGCAGAUACAACCACAGGAUCAGUUACAGGUUCAACCACAAGUUCAGUUACAGGAUCAGCCGCAGGUGCAACCACAGGUUCAAUCACAGAAUCAUUCGCUAGUUCAGCCACAAGAUCAGUCGCAGGUUCAGUCACAGAAUCAGCGACAGGUUCAACCACAGAAUCAGUCACAGGUUUAGUCACAGGAUCAAUUACAGGAUUAGCCACAAGUUCAGUUGCAGGAUCAACCGCAGAUGCAACCACUGGAUCAGCUGCAGGAUCAGUCACAAGUUCGGUUGCAGGUGCAACCACAGGAUCAGUCACUGGUUCAGCUACAGGAUCAGUCACAAGUUCAGUUGCAGGAUCAACCGCAGGUACAACCAUCGGAUCAGCUAUAGGAUCAGUCACAAGUUCAAUUACAGGAUCAGCCACAAGUUCAGUUGCAGGAUCAGCCGCAGGUUCAGGCACAGUAUCAGCCGCAGAUUCAACUUCAGGAUCAGCGACAGGUUCAACCAUAGGGUCAGUGACAGCAUCAGCCCCAGGUUCAGUACCAGCAUCAACCGCUGGUUCAAUCACAAGAUCAGUUACAGGUCCAACCACAGGAUCAGCCACAGCAUCAGCCUCAGGAUCAACCACCGUUUCAGUCACAGCAUUAGCCGCAAGUUCAGCCACAAGUACAGUCAUAGGACCAGCCACAAGCUCAGCCGCAGGUUCAAUCACAGAAUCAGUCACAGAUUCAACCACAGAAUCAGCUACAGGACCAGCCACAGUAUCAACCGCGGGUCCAGUCACAGAUCACGUCACAGGAUUAGCCGCAGGGACAACCACAGGAUCAGCUACAGAAUCAGUCACAGCAUCAACAAUAGUUUCAACGUUAGCUGGGGUUACACCUUCAACAACAGGUUCAAUCUCAGCAAUGGCUAUGACAUCAGAAAACAACAGCUCAACUAAUGGUAUAACACAAAUAUCAUCAACAAUGACUUCACACUUUCAAACAUCAAGUCAUUCAUGUGCAACUCGUAAUUUGAAUUCAAAAUUAUUGAUAUUCUUAUUUUAUGCCAUUAUUAUUUUCAUGAACAAAUAA
Molecule: messenger RNA, 3213 nt
Organism: Adineta steineri
Lineage: Eukaryota; Metazoa; Rotifera; Eurotatoria; Adinetida; Adinetidae
Source: the annotation of a GenBank genome assembly